AUGUCUGACAACGCUUCUAAUAACAUCAAUAUGGGCAACUACCACAACGGAACUGUCCCCGCUACACCCAUUGCCCAGAACAUUCAGGAGCAAAGCGCCGACAACUCUCACCAGUCAUCCAUCCCCCGAACAGCAGGCAUGCACGUCCAAAACAUUCAUCACCAGGGCCAGGACAUCAACAUGGCUCCCCCUUCUUACCUCGACGACCCUUUUAACCCGAUCCACUACCAGCAUCUGGCCCACAUCAAGACCCUCGAGGACGUGUUCGACGACUACCCUGUCGACUUUCAAUCGCCACUCAAUUUCGAAUAUGCCGGCCAUCCCGCCGUUCGUAACAUUUUCAACCCCAUCAACACAAUCGGCAACCUCCAAGGAGCCAUUGACGCGGCCGCAGCUAGGCGGAACGCGAUGUACUGCCUCACCCACCUCGGGAAUCGGCCUGGCAAGGAUACCAUCCUGGAAAUCUAUCGUCGCAAGGCUCUAGGAUACGGCACUUGCUCUACGGACUUCGCCUGGAUGCCCAAGGAGACCGGGAAGCGGUGCGACCGGUGCGUCGAGAUGAAGAGGAACCGGAUGGAGAACCGCGCGGCGGCGGCCGCGGCAGCACAGCCUGCUCAGCAAUCUCAGGAGGACGGAGCCGACACCAGCCAGGCUACCUCUACUGAUGACUCGAUGAUGUCGGGAGAAGCGAUUGCCAACCUCCAUAUCUGA
Messenger RNA from Neurospora hispaniola, 711 nucleotides. RefSeq lists its product as uncharacterized. The coding region runs from base 1 to 711 and encodes 236 amino acids. The transcript is spliced from 3 exons. Lineage: Eukaryota; Fungi; Ascomycota; Sordariomycetes; Sordariales; Sordariaceae. The record is from RefSeq and is a predicted model, not a curated record.